Molecule: messenger RNA, 644 nt
Organism: Colletotrichum navitas
Lineage: Eukaryota; Fungi; Ascomycota; Sordariomycetes; Glomerellales; Glomerellaceae
Exons: 1
Coding region: 11-550 (179 amino acids)
Source: RefSeq, a predicted model, not a curated record
AAACGGGCGAAUGGACCUGAGUCCGGAGCAGGAAGCGGCGUCACUAUUGACACUGCUCUCCUGCACACUCGUACAGGGACUGAUGAGACAGCCCGGCCGCAGUCUGCCUCUCGUCUAUCUAUGUGGUAGGCACAACCGACUGAACGAUCCUUACACGGGGCCUAGCGGGAUUCUUCGUUGCCUCAACGCUCAGAUUGCCCAGUUUCUGACACCACGCGAGGUCGACCUUUCUGGAAUCAACUUGAGCGUCGUGGAUGGCGUCAGGGGUCAACACCUGGAGGCUCUUUUCACGCUCUUCCGGCUAUUUCUGCUUUCUGCGACUGGAAAGGUGGUGUUUGUCAUCUUGGAAGGGGUGUCCUGGUUGGAGGUGGGACGCCAUGUCCAAGGUCUUGGGGCGGUGGUCUCUUUCCUCUGGUACCUUGUCAACGAGUUGAACCAGCAGGGUCAUGGUGUGGUACUCAAGGUUCUGAUCACCAACUCAGCGACAAGUAAUCACGCAAGAAAAUGGCUUCCAAAAGAAUGCAUAGUCGAGAUGGACGAGGUCAGGUGAGAGAUGCGAGAAUACAAUUGUCGAGACAUUUAGGCAGUGAUACCCCACAAGAUUGCCAUGGAGGAAAUGAAAUUCACUCGAGAGGACCACGAGG